AUGUCCGACGACGAGGCUUAUCCCCAACUCGCGUCCUACACGGCGCCCAAGGACAUCCUUGAGGAGCAUGAGCGUAUGGCCGAGGAGGAUACAGACCUCACGGAUGAGAUCCAGGAUCGCGCUAGUGUCCGGCAGAUCGCCGCCCGCCAGUCCGACUACCAGCUCCGACGAUUCAACAGGCGCGAUGGUGUCGGAGAAGGCGAGGAUGAGAGCUAUGCCGAUCGCAUGCGCCGCGUUAACCUCGAGAGGGAGGAGGAGCGUGUGAGGAGGUACAAGGAGCAGCUUGCGAAGGAGGAGGAGGCGAAGGGAAAGGGCGAGAUCCGUGAGCGUGAUGACAAGACGCCGGAACGCGACCAGAUUGCCGGCGAUGCCACCCCUCCUCGCGGCGCCAUCCGGGACGGAACGCCUGAGGCCAAGCAGGAGCCGAUGGACGACGACGAGGCAUCCAAGAAGCGCCGUUCUCGAUGGGACAUCACGCCUGCCGAGGGCGAGGAGAAGCCGAAGAAGAAGCGCUCAAGAUGGGAUCAGAUGCCUGAGAACGAGACUGCCGUUGCUUCUGCGUCGACUUCGGUUGUUGAGACGAAGCCCGCCGCCGACAAGAUGGUUGAGGACCGCCGAUACCGUGCGAUUACCGACGAUGAGCUCAACGCUGUGCUGCCUGGACACAACGAUGGUUACCAGAUUGUCGCUGUUCCCGACGACUACCACCCGGCGCCGGCUGUGCGCAAGGUCGUCCCUGCCUCAUCUCAGCACGCUGAGGGAUUCAUGAUGCAGGACGAGAGUUCUGCGGCCCGCGCUGUGGCUGCUGCUGGUGGAUUCAUGGGUUCAGCGGAGCAAACGGAAAUCGAGGGUAUCGGAACGCUGCAGUUCCUGAAGGCGGAGGACUCGCAGUACUUCGCCAAGGUCCUCGGCGAGGGCGGUGGCGAGGAGGACGACGUGAACUACACGUACGAGGAGCUCAAGGAGCGCAAGAUCAUGCGACUGCUGCUCAAGAUCAAGAACGGAACGCCACCAGUCCGAAAGACUGCGCUUCGACAAAUCACCGACAAGGCGCGCGAGUUUGGUGCCGGACCGCUGUUCGACAAGAUCUUGCCGUUGCUCAUGGAGCGUUCGCUCGAGGACCAGGAGCGCCACCUGCUCGUCAAGGUCAUUGACCGUAUCCUCUACAAGCUAGAUGAUCUCGUCCGCCCCUACGUGCAUAAGAUCCUCGUUGUUAUCGAGCCGCUCCUGAUCGACGAGGACUACUACGCCCGUGUCGAGGGUCGCGAAAUCAUCAGUAACCUGGCCAAGGCUGCUGGUCUUGCUCACAUGAUCUCGACGAUGCGUCCCGACAUCGACCACGUCGACGAGUACGUGCGCAACACUACGGCUCGUGCGUUCGCCGUCGUCGCCUCGGCCCUUGGUAUCCCGGCCCUCCUGCCCUUCCUCAAGGCUGUUUGUCGCUCGAAGAAGUCGUGGCAGGCUCGCCACACCGGUAUUCGUAUUGUGCAGCAGAUUGCGGUCAUGAUGGGUUGCGCCAUUCUGCCUCACCUCCGCAACCUCGUCGACGCGGUCGCCCACGGUCUGCAGGACGAUCAGCAGAAGGUUCGAACGAUGACCGCGCUGUCGCUCGCCGCUCUCGCCGAGUCUGCCGCGCCUUACGGUAUCGAGUCGUUCGACGAGGUUCUCAAGCCGCUCUGGCUCGGUAUUAGCCGUCACCGUGGAAAGACCCUCGCCGCCUUCUUGAAGGCUAUCGGUUACAUCAUCCCGCUGAUGGACCCCGAAUACGCUGGUUACUACGUGAAGGAGUGUAUGCCCACUCUCAUCCGCGAGUUCCAGACGUCGGACGAGGAAAUGCGUCGCAUUGUCCUGCAGGUUAUCAAGCAGUGUGCUGGAACGGAGGGCGUCACGCCGUCGUUCAUUCGUGAUGAGGUACUGCCCGACUUCUUCCGCUCGUUCUGGGUCCGACGAAUGGCCCUCGACCGCCGCAACUACAAGCAGCUUGUCGACACGACCGUUGAGCUUGCCAACAAGGCUGGUGUUUCGGACAUUGUGGGACGGAUCUGCAACGACCUCAAGGACGAGAGCGAGCCGUACCGCAAGAUGGUCAUGGAGACGAUCACGAAGGUGGUUCAGGCGAAUGGCGCUGCUGACAUCGACGAACGCCUCGAGAUUCAGCUUAUCGAUGGUAUCAUCUUCGCUUUCCAGGAGCAGACAAUGGAGGACAACGUCAUGCUCGACGGCUUCGGCGCUGUCGUAACCGCGCUCGGAUCGCGCGUCAAGCCGUAUCUCCCUCAGAUCGUGUCGAUGAUCCUCUGGCGUCUCACGAACAAGAGCGCCAAGGUUCGUAUGCUUGCGGCUGACUUGACGACGAAGCUCGCCCCUAUCAUCAAGCAGAACGACGAGGACGCUCUGCUCUCCAAGCUCGGUGUUGUCCUAUUCGAGCAGCUCGGAGAGGAGUACCCUGAUGCUCUCGGUUCGAUCAUCGCUGCUGAGGCUUCGAUCGCCAACGUUGUUGGUAUGACGCAGAUGAACCCUCCCGUCAAGGACCUUCUGCCGCGUAUGACGCCCAUUCUGCGUAACCGUCACGAGAAGGUCCAGGAGGCGACCAUCAACUUGAUCGGUCGUAUCGCCGACCGUGGUGCCGAAUUCGUCGCCGCGAAGGAGUGGAUGCGCAUUUGUUUCGAACUGCUUGAUCUGCUCAAGGCGCACAAGAAGGCUAUUCGUCGUGCUGCCGUGAACUCGUUCGGAUACAUCGCCAAGGCCAUCGGUCCUCAGGACGUGCUCAGCGUCCUGCUCACGAACUUGAAGGUUCAGGAGCGUCAGAGCCGUGUCCUGUCGACCGUCGCCAUUGCCAUCGUGGCCGAGACCUGUGGUCCUUUCACUUGUAUCCCCGCUAUCCUCAACGAGUACCGCACGCCAGAACUCAACGUUCGCAACGGUUGUCUCAAGGCACUUGCGUAUGUCUUCGAGUAUGUCGGAGAGAUGUCGAAGGACUAUAUCCACUCUGUCGUCGGACUUCUGGAGGACUCACUCACCGACCGUGACCACGUCCAUCGUCAGACUGCCUGUGCCAUCGUCAAGCAUCUCACGAUUGGCGUUGCCGGUCUCGGCUACGAGGAGGCUCUGACGCACCUGCUGAACCUCGUGUGGCCCAACAUCUUCGAGACAAGUCCGCACGUUAUUGGAGGUGUGAUGGACGCGAUCGAGGCUAUGCGCAUCGGUAUCGGACCUGGUGUCGUGCUUUCGUACGUGCUCCAGGGUCUGUACCACCCCGCCCGCCGAGUACGCGAAGUGUACUGGCGAAUGUACAACACCCUCGUGCUUGGAGCUGUCGACGCCAUGGUGCCGUUCUACCCGGCGCUCGGAUCGGCGGCUGACCUGGCGUCAGGACAAGAUUACACCCGGCACCACUUGCUGAUGUGGGUGUGA
Trichosporon asahii var. asahii CBS 2479 is the source of this 3411-nucleotide messenger RNA. RefSeq lists its product as uncharacterized. The coding region runs from base 1 to 3411 and encodes 1136 amino acids. Gene Ontology annotation, cellular component: U2-type prespliceosome; catalytic step 2 spliceosome; U2 snRNP. The record is from RefSeq and is a predicted model, not a curated record. The transcript has a single exon. NCBI's taxonomy places the organism in Eukaryota, Fungi, Basidiomycota, Tremellomycetes, Trichosporonales, Trichosporonaceae. Gene Ontology annotation, biological process: spliceosomal complex assembly. Gene Ontology annotation, molecular function: mRNA binding.